AUGGAUCAAGUUAAACCAGGAUAUUUAGAUCAAUUUUUAUUGGAAGAUAUUGCUCGUCAUUGCCCUCAUCAAUUUCUUUCAUUCCAUCAAUGUAUGAGUCAAGAAAAACCAGAUCCAAAACUUUGUGCACAAGAGCAAGCAAAUCUAAGUAAAUGUAUUAAAUCAUCGGUACCAUCAUUCCAAAGAAUUCAAAAUCAAUGUGCUGGUAAAAUGCAAGCUUAUGACGCCUGUCUAAGAAUGAACAAGAGUAACACUCAGAAAUGUUCAGAUGAUCUAAAAGGACUCAGAGAUUGUGCUUUUGAUACCAUCGAUUCCUAG
Molecule: messenger RNA, 318 nt
Organism: Candida tropicalis MYA-3404
Lineage: Eukaryota; Fungi; Ascomycota; Pichiomycetes; Serinales; Debaryomycetaceae
Exons: 1
Coding region: 1-318 (105 amino acids)
Source: RefSeq, a predicted model, not a curated record